Molecule: messenger RNA, 4395 nt
Organism: Pelmatolapia mariae (spotted tilapia)
Lineage: Eukaryota; Metazoa; Chordata; Actinopteri; Cichliformes; Cichlidae
Product: regulator of nonsense transcripts 1
Exons: 24
Coding region: 205-3549 (1114 amino acids)
Biological process (GO): nuclear-transcribed mRNA catabolic process, nonsense-mediated decay
Cellular component (GO): cytoplasm
Molecular function (GO): RNA helicase activity; DNA binding; RNA binding
Source: RefSeq, a predicted model, not a curated record
CGUUGGGGAAGUCCGUCACCGCGGCUGUUGGACCUGCUGCAGCUUUCGAGGUUCCGAUCGGUUCCAUUUUUAUUUAGGUUCAAACUGAGACUCUUAACGUCGGGCUCUAAACCAGUUGUCGAUCAACGAAAACGCUUUGGAUUUUAACUGUCUUUAUACUAAUCCCGGAAACCCGUCAGUAAAGCGAAAGUUGAGAGAGUCGAGAUGAGCGUGGAGGCGUACGGGCCGAGCUCCCAGACCCUCACCUUCCUGGACACCGAGGAAGCGGAGUUGCUCGGAGCGGACACCCAGGGCUCGGAGUAUGACUUCACCGACUUCACCCUUCCCAGUCAGACGCAAACUCAAGGGCAGACACAGAGCCAGCUGGACAGCCAGGUAAAUGGUCCCGAUGAGGGUCUUCACAACGGUGGAGUGGAUGAUUCCGUGGCCAAAGCCAGCCAACUGUUGGCCGAGCUGAACUUUGAGGAGGAUGAAGAGGACACGUACUACACCAAAGACCUGCCCUUGCACGCGUGCAGCUACUGUGGUAUCCACGAUCCAGCGUGUGUGGUGUACUGCAAUACCAGCAAGAAGUGGUUCUGUAAUGGGCGUGGCAAUACAUCCGGCAGCCAUAUUGUGAACCAUUUGGUGAGAGCCAAAUGCAAAGAAGUGACUCUGCAUAAAGAUGGGCCGCUGGGCGAAACCGUGCUGGAGUGUUACAACUGCGGCUGUCGCAACGUCUUUCUCCUGGGCUUCAUCCCAGCAAAGGCUGAUUCUGUGGUGGUGCUACUCUGCAGGCAGCCCUGUGCCAGCCAAAGCAGCCUGAAGGACAUCAACUGGGACAGCUCACAGUGGCAGCCGCUGAUCCAGGACCGAUGCUUUCUGUCCUGGCUGGUGAAGAUCCCAUCAGAACAGGAGCAGCUUAGAGCCCGUCAGAUCACGGCCCAGCAGAUCAACAAGUUGGAGGAACUCUGGAAGGACAAUCCCACUGCCACCUUGGAAGACCUGGAGAAACCUGGAGUAGAUGAGGAGCCCCAGCAUGUACUGCUGCGUUACGAGGAUGCUUAUCAAUACCAAAAUAUAUUUGGCCCUUUGGUCAAAUUGGAAGCUGACUACGACAAGAAGCUUAAGGAGUCACAGACUCAAGAUAAUAUAACAGUUAGGUGGGAUCUGGGGCUGAACAAAAAGCGGAUUGCCUAUUUCACUCUUCCUAAGACGGAUUCAGGUGGUAAUUCUCUAAACUUUCCUUCCUCCCAGUGGUUCUGUGAUAUGCGGCUGAUGCAAGGUGAUGAGAUUUGUCUGCGGUACAAGGGAGACCUGGCCCCGCUGUGGAAGGGCAUCGGUCAUGUCAUCAAGGUCCCAGACAACUAUGGAGAUGAAAUUGCCAUUGAGUUGCGGAGCAGUGUUGGAGCACCUGUUGAAAUCCCCCACAACUUCCAGGUGGACUUUGUGUGGAAGUCGACUUCCUUUGAUAGGAUGCAAAGCGCCCUAAAGACGUUUGCAGUGGAUGAGACCUCAGUGUCUGGCUACAUUUACCACAAACUCCUGGGGCAUGAGGUCGAGGAUGUCACCAUUAAGUGCCAGCUGCCAAAGCGCUUCACUGCCCCAGGCCUUCCUGACCUCAAUCACUCACAGGUGUAUGCUGUGAAGACGGUGCUUCAGAGACCUCUUAGUCUGAUCCAGGGGCCUCCUGGCACUGGGAAGACAGUCACCUCUGCCACGAUUGUGUACCACUUGUCCCGACAGGGCAACGGACCAGUUUUGGUGUGUGCUCCCAGUAACAUUGCUGUGGACCAGCUGACUGAGAAGAUCGAUAAGACUGGACUGAAGGUUGUCAGGCUGUGUGCCAAGAGCAGGGAGGCCAUCGAGUCCCCUGUGUCUUUCCUUGCUUUACACAACCAGAUCAGCAACAUGGACAGUAUGCCGGAGCUUCAAAAACUACAGCAGCUAAAAGAUGAGACUGGCGAGCUGUCGUCUGCUGAUGAGAAACGCUACAGGGCUCUGAAGCGCACUGCUGAGAGGGAGCUGCUCAUGAACGCUGACGUAAUCUGCUGCACUUGUGUCGGAGCUGGAGACCCUCGUCUGGCCAAGAUGCAGUUCCGUUCGAUCCUGAUCGAUGAGAGCACCCAAGCCACUGAGCCCGAGUGUAUGGUGCCCGUGGUGUUGGGAGCAAAGCAGCUUAUUCUGGUGGGUGACCACUGCCAGUUGGGUCCUGUGGUGAUGUGUAAGAAGGCGGCUAAAGCAGGUCUGUCGCAGUCCCUGUUUGAGCGCCUGGUGGUCCUGGGGAUCCGGCCGAUCCGCCUGCAGGUCCAGUACCGUAUGCACCCGGCUCUCAGUGCCUUCCCCUCUAACAUUUUCUACGAGGGAUCCCUGCAGAAUGGUGUCACUGCAGCUGACCGCAUCAAGAAAGGCUUUGAUUUCCAGUGGCCACAACCAGACAAGCCCAUGUUCUUUUACGUUACUCAAGGUCAGGAGGAAAUUGCCAGCUCUGGAACCUCGUACCUUAACAGGACUGAAGCUGCCAACGUGGAGAAAAUCACCACCAGGCUGCUGAAGGCGGGAGCCAAACCCGAUCAGAUCGGCAUCAUCACCCCGUACGAGGGUCAGCGCUCCUACCUGGUCCAGUACAUGCAGUUCAGCGGCUCCCUGCACACCAAACUCUAUCAGCAAGUGGAAAUUGCCAGCGUGGACGCCUUUCAGGGCAGAGAGAAGGACUUCAUCAUCCUGUCUUGUGUUCGAGCCAACGAGCACCAGGGAAUUGGCUUCUUGAACGACCCUCGCCGUCUCAAUGUGGCGCUGACCAGGGCCAAGUAUGGUGUGAUCAUUGUGGGCAACCCCAAGGCGCUCUCCAAGCAGCCACUGUGGAACAACCUGCUGAACAACUACAAGGAGCAAAAGGUCCUCGUGGAGGGGCCCCUAAACAACCUGAGGGAGAGCCUCAUGCAGUUCAGCAAGCCCCGCAAACUGGUCAACACCAUCAACCCUGGAGGACGUUUUAUGAGCACUGCAAUGUACGAUGCCCGUGAGGCUCUCAUCCCUGGUUCUGCAUACGACCGCAGCAAUGGUGGACGUCCAUCUAAUAUGUACUUCCAAACACAUGACCAGAUUGGGAUGAUUGGUGCAGGCCCAGGUCCCAUGGCUGCUAUGAAUAUUCCUAUACCCUUCAACUUGGUGAUGCCACCAAUGGCUCCACCUAGCUAUCUAGGUCAGACCAAUGGCCCUGCUGCAGGGCGUGGAGCAAUGAAAGGUAAGCCUGGGCGUGGUGGGCGGCAGAGGGUCCGUGGUUCAGCACACCAGGGUGCCAGUCAGGGUAAUGGACCCAACAGUCAGGCCAGCCAGGAUGGAGCCUCCCAAUCCUUCUCCCAGGGGCCACUGACACAAGGCUACAUCUCCAUGAGCCAGCCCUCACAGAUGAGCCAGCCUGGCCUCUCCCAGCCGGAGCUCUCCCAGGACAGCUACCUGGGUGACGAGUUCAAGUCCCAAAUCGACGUGGCUUUGUCCCAGGACUCGACCUACCAGGGUGAACGUGCGUACCAGCAUGGCGGCGUGACUGGACUGUCGCAGUACUGAAGUGUUACCCAAAGAAGGGAGCUAGGCUUGAGCUGAGCUUAGUUCAUCAGCUUUUUAAUCUGGGAAAUAAUAAAAACAUAAAAUGGAUACCUGUUUUCCUCUGCUACAACCGAAGCACCACCAAGUGAAAGCGACGGGAUAGCGAAACCAAACCAAUGACCAGCGAGAGAAACAAAGAGGGUAGAAGAAGAAGAGAGCACGAACAGACAGGCAGGGCGAUGGCAUAAGAGGCCGAGUGAACAAGUGAGAGGCAGGAACUAAUGCCCGUGCAGAGUGAAGGGGGGAGGUGGAAAAGAUGGCGGCUUGUGGUCGGGCUGCUGAGGGAAACACGAGAGGUCCAAACGGUCUCUCAUGGGAAUCCAAAUGAGGUUGAGCUCCAAAUAAAGUAAUCUUCCCAACACCUUCCCAUCCACAGUGUCUGAGAAAAGUUUAUACGCUCGUCUUCAGGUGAAGAUCGUAAAUUUUCAGCAGAAUUUGAAGAAACCUGGUUUCACGACCUGGUUGCAGUUCUGCUUCCCCGUGCUUAAAGCUGGUUGACUCUCAACCUGUGCAGUGCCCUGGACUGUUUUUAAAAUUAGGUUUGACAUGGGAGAAGCGUGCUACCUACUGUCUUCUACUGGACCCUCCAAACCUCAGCAGCCUCUAAAGAAAGCGGCAGUCGACGGACCCUCUCAGAGAGGAACGACAAACUCUGUUUCUGUGUCUGAGUCUGAUAUUGAAAUGCCUUUCAUUCGCCUUGAGAACCACUGGCUCGUUCACAAGGUCUGCAGUGGGGUGGUUUCGACCACCCAUCAGUGGUGGAGUGGCAUGGGGAUUUCAGACUUUUUUUUUUUUUUUUUUUUUUUU